Molecule: messenger RNA, 1768 nt
Organism: Acomys russatus (golden spiny mouse)
Lineage: Eukaryota; Metazoa; Chordata; Mammalia; Rodentia; Muridae
Gene: Slc66a1
Product: solute carrier family 66 member 1
Exons: 7
Coding region: 289-1170 (293 amino acids)
Source: RefSeq, a predicted model, not a curated record
CACGGAGAUCCGUCUGCCUCUGCCUCCCAAGUGCUGGGAUUAAAGGUGUGCGCCACCACCGCCCGGCUGGCACAGCAGCUGUAUGAAGUAGGGUCUGUCAUUGUUCUCCUAUGUAGACAGAGGACAGGACCAGUUGACAGUCACAGGAUCGUGAAUGGGGCUAGACCUCCCAAUGCUGAAGAGCUCUUUUUUCCAUUUUUGUAGAAUGAACCUGUGCUAGCCUCUGAACCCUUGCCUGUGUUCAUACACCUGUGACUCCUUUCCUGCUGGGACCCUCCUACUGCAGCCAUGGCCUGGAGGACACUGGGCACCAGCAACUUUUCCAAUUGCCCGAAUGGCUCCAUCCAGUGGAUCUGGGAUGUGUUUGGUGAAUGUGCCCAGGAUGGCUGGGAUGAGGCCAGCGUGGGCCUGGGCUUGGUCUCUAUUCUCUGCUUUGCUGCAUCUACCUUCCCCCAAUACAUCAAGGCCUGCAAGACAGGCAACAUGGACCAGGCUCUAUCCCUCUGGUUCCUCCUGGGCUGGAUUGGUGGAGAUUCCUGCAACCUCAUUGGCUCCUUUCUUGCAGACCAGCUACCCCUGCAGACCUACACGGCUGUGUAUUACGUCUUGGCUGACCUGAUGAUGCUGGCACUGUACUUCUAUUACAAGUUCAAGAAGCGGCCUUCUCCAUUGUCUGCCCCGAUCAAUUCUGUGCUCUUGUUCAUCUUGGGGACGGUGUGUAUCACACCACUGUUGAGCAGCACUGAUCCCGUGGCUGUCCCCAGGGAAGGCUUCCGGGGGCGGAUGCUCCUGUCUGUGGAGCCAGGCAAUAAGCCCUUCACAAAGAAGGAAGUCAUCGGUUUCGUCAUCGGCUCCGUCUCCAGUGUGCUGUACCUGCUCUCAAGACUGCCUCAGAUCCGUACCAAUUUCCUACGGCAGUCAACCCAAGGCAUCUCCUACUCGCUGUUUGCAUUGGUGAUGCUGGGGAACACACUGUACGGGAUGAGCGUGCUGCUCAAAAACCCUGAGGCGGGCCAGAGCGAGGGCAGCUACCUCCUGCACCACCUGCCCUGGCUCGUGGGCAGUCUGGGGGUGCUGCUGCUCGACACCAUUAUCUCCAUCCAGUUCCUGGUGUACAGGAGCCCCGCCACUGCUGCCGCCUCAGAGCGAGAGCCCCUCCUUCCAAGCUGACCAGUGCCCUGGAUGACAGGAACCUCAGCAGCCACCUCAGGAAGGACGGGGUGUGGACAGUGCUACUGCUGCCCCUGGCCUGGGCCUAGGAGGCGGCCUGGAACUCUGGGCCUGGCUGCCUCUCCUCUGUGCCUGGCCUUCAGACGGGGUCUGGAGUCGGCUCGUGCUGUGCCGGGGACAUACCUCUCAGGUAUAAGACGGCUGCCUGAGGAGCCUGUAGGGGACCCAUAGCUGAGACCCCAGAAAAUGCCGUGACCACUUUCCACCUAUCUACCUCACUCUGCCUGUGUUCUCCAGGCUACAUCAUAGCCAGGGGACCCAAGAUUGUCCCUCUGACUGGACACAACCUAGUAAAUGGUACCUUCCAGCUGGGCCUGUUUGUGCUGCUCCUUCCCAUGGUGCCUGGGGUCUGGGAAGGGACCCAUGAGGGGACCGUGUCCAGCUUCCCUGGGCUUUUGGUUUUUUAACUUGUAUCUCUUCGGCCCUCGUGUAAACAGACCCUACCUUGGUGGUGGGACAUGGCAGCAAAGGGGACACAUCAGUGGGCUCCCUGUUCCUGGGGCUCAGGAAGAGGCAGGUAACUAAAGGCGGGGUUUGC